Molecule: messenger RNA, 582 nt
Organism: Sclerotinia borealis F-4128
Lineage: Eukaryota; Fungi; Ascomycota; Leotiomycetes; Helotiales; Sclerotiniaceae
Source: the annotation of a GenBank genome assembly
AUGAACGCUUUUCCACCCCACAAAUCCAUUCCCUCUAUCCCCGUCAAUCAAACCAUCGCUCUCAAAUACCUACAAGAAUACCUCUCUCUCACAUCCAGCACACCAUAUCUCCUCCCUAACGCCAAACUCGAGCCUACGGGCCCUACAAUUGGCAGUAGUAACUCCAGUGUUACUAUUCACAAUCUCCAACGAGUUGAAGCCGGUCUACGCGGAGAAUGGCUUGCGCCGACAUUAGAACUUGAGGAGGAACAUGCCGUGGAGAUUGCGCAAGGAGCGAUGCAGGGAAGCGGGGGUGACACAAUGGAGGUAAAUGGGUGGCAGGAUAAGGAAGAGUUUGAAAGAGAACAGAGCAUUGAGGAGGGAGAUGUAGGAGCUAGGGUGCAAAAUGUGAAAGACAGGCAGGUUGACAGUGAUUUGGAGGAUGAGCCAAGUGCGAAUAAGACUCUGGAUUCACCGAACGCUACGAAAGCGACCGUGGGGGAAUUGUCCAGGCAGGAGAAGGACGCACGAAAGGCAGAGAAGAAAGCGAGACACAAGGCGGAACUGAAGGUGAAGGAGAAGAAGAAGAAAUCUACAGCAUAA